UGCAUAUCCUUGUACAAUGAGAAGAUACAAAUAACAAAUGAGUUAGAAGUUGAAGAAGAGGGGAUGAAAAGGCCGAAGAGAUGUGCUAAAAGUCCCAAAAGGUACGCACAUAAUCCCACAACUGAAAUGAAGAAGAAGGUGAGGAUGGAGAAGGCCAUCAAUAAGAGAGAUGAAUCACAAAGCAAGGACAUUGUUGGGAUAUAUUAUCCCGGCCUAUUACUGUUCAGGAGCCCAAGACAUUAUCCAGUACGGAGCCCGAGCAGCUAGGCCCAUUAGGCCCGAUAUUGGCUCGUUUGGCCCAUUAGGGUGGAGAGCACCCUUCCCCUUUCCCCUAUAAAUAUGAGGCUUCCCUCCAUGUUUUGGAGAUCCUCUUUUAGCUCCAUCUUCCUUUCUUCUUUUAGACUAGCUCAAUACUCCAUUAAUGGGAGCCCAAAUUGUACUAUGAACGGUGAGGAGAGUCCUAAUGAGAAAGAGAGGGCUUGGACAUUAGCCUAAAAAGUCCCGUGGUUUUCUCCCUUUCGGGUUUCCACGUAAAAACUGAGUUGUUCAUACACAUUUAUACAUAUAUUUACUAUAUCGUGUUGGAUUAUACUCAACACUGGCGCCGUCUGUGGGAAUCUGUCCAAAAAGAUUCGUGUGUUCUACUGUUCUUGAGUUUCUACAAAAAAAAUUCAUACGAAAUAUACUGAUUCCGAAAAAAAAAAUGAUUCUGGAGCAAACAUGAAGAAAAACGAAGGAAAUAUGCUUCUGGGAAGUAAGGGAGCUACGAAAUCUGGAGGAUGACAUUUGGAUUUUUCCAGAUCCGGAUUGGGGGUCGCCGGAGCCGUCGCUACCUUUCCCACCGCGGUGGACCCUCCGGCGAGUUCAUCCACACCAGACAAAGACCUGCUGCAGCAUCCCUUUACCUGGUCUCGUCAUCUCGGUCCCAGGAGAGCUCCGCCGUAGCAGCACUGUUCAUCGGACGUAGCUGGGUCCUCCGACGGGAACGCAGCACCGUCUUGCACCGCCAGCUGCAUGCCGCUGCUCAGCCCCCAACCUCUGGUAAUGCGACGGGGUUUUUUAAGCCGAGGCUUCCCCGGGCUCUGCCAUGGAUGGCUGCUUGGAGCUCAGGAAGGGUAUGCUUCGGAGUUCGGCCGAUCUCCACCGUGGGCUCGCUUUUCCAGCCUCCCUCGCCCUGCUGUAGCUUUCGUCGCCACCAGCCAACAACUGACCUGCACUGAUUGACCUUGGUGGGAUGUUUCGUCUGCCUCUCCACCAGAUGCUCUUUA
Molecule: messenger RNA, 1268 nt
Organism: Cuscuta epithymum
Lineage: Eukaryota; Viridiplantae; Streptophyta; Magnoliopsida; Solanales; Convolvulaceae
Source: the annotation of a GenBank genome assembly